GGUAUCAAUGUAGCAUAAGCGACGUGUAACACAGCUACGAUCGGAGCUUAAAACGCUCUAGCGACUUACACGCUCCUCCUCCUCCCAACGCGCCAGUCGCCUCAACUCCUCCGUUCACGUCCAUAUACUUCAUCUCUUUAUUCUACAUUACCAGCCAUGGGUCUCUCGGUCUCUCGUCUGCUCUCCGGCCUUUUUGGCAAGAAAGAGAUGCGGAUAUUGAUGGUCGGACUGGACGCUGCCGGUAAGACGACCAUCCUAUACAAGCUCAAGCUAGGAGAGAUCGUCACAACCAUCCCUACAAUCGGUUUCAACGUUGAGACGGUCGAAUACAAGAACAUUUCCUUCACUGUGUGGGAUGUUGGAGGACAGGACAAGAUCCGUCCCCUCUGGAGGCAUUACUUCCAAAACACCCAGGGUAUCAUCUUCGUCGUUGACUCGAACGACCGGGAGCGUAUCUCGGAGGCACGCGAGGAGUUGCAACGGAUGCUCAACGAGGAUGAGCUCCGUGAUGCGCUGCUGCUUGUCUUCGCCAACAAGCAGGAUCUUCCUAACGCCAUGAGCGCUGCUGAGAUCACCGACAAGCUUGGUCUCCACGGUCUCAGGCAGAGGACGUGGUUCAUUCAGGCGGCAUGUGCGACUAGCGGCGAUGGUCUCUACGAGGGUUUGGAGUGGUUGAGUGCCAACAUCAAGCGGCGGGUGUAAACGCGUUUUCUUCCUCAUCGUCUCUGGGUCUCUUCAACGUUGUCGUCGCACGAUCCUUACGAUAUGAAGAUUCUGCUAUUGCACGUCGUCUCUGCUCAUUUCUUCAGCUGCGUAGCGUGAUUACCGUUCUCUCUAGUCGUGAUAAAUUUGUUUCCUGUCACAUAUGAUUUUGACGCUUAUUCUCCAAUGUUCCCAAGGGGUGCAUGAAAAAGCUCCUGGUCCUUAGGUCCUAGGUCUUAGCUCCUGCGUCUUGACUAGGGCGAAUCGUAGAACGAUAGCGCGGUCCGGGUAUAUCCAGAAGUUCCAUUGCCGUUACCAAUGCGUCUGUCGUCAUACAAGUAAUAAGUUACUGCGAAUCUUCCCCUCUAAGCUAC
This is a messenger RNA of Rhodofomes roseus, 1076 nucleotides long. Its product is annotated as ARF/SAR. The transcript has 6 exons. Gene Ontology annotation, biological process: intracellular protein transport; vesicle-mediated transport. The record is from RefSeq and is a predicted model, not a curated record. Gene Ontology annotation, cellular component: cytoplasm; plasma membrane. Lineage: Eukaryota; Fungi; Basidiomycota; Agaricomycetes; Polyporales; Fomitopsidaceae. Gene Ontology annotation, molecular function: GTPase activity; GTP binding. The coding region runs from base 157 to 702 and encodes 181 amino acids.